Messenger RNA from Soboliphyme baturini, 1812 nucleotides. The record is from the annotation of a GenBank genome assembly. NCBI's taxonomy places the organism in Eukaryota, Metazoa, Nematoda, Enoplea, Dioctophymatida, Soboliphymatidae.
AUGCCCGAAGAGGACUCAGAAUUUUUAGCCAGUAGCAGCGCUUUCUCCACCGACCUGGUGUCAUCACCUGACGUAUGCACCUUUGCCGCCUCGUCUUCCUCGACCGGUCGACCUGCCCUCGAAUUUCACGCUGUUCAUGGCGACAACAUCAAGCUCUGCCGAAAUAAGAAGGUUGCACGUCGUGCUGAUUCAUUUUGUAAGGCGUUAGCGUUCAGCAAUCGAGCAGUGGAAGUGAACGAAAUCUUUUGCAUGAAGAUCUUCGAAACGAGCAACCGCUGGAGCGGGGUUCUUCGUGUUGGGAUUACGAUUCACGAUCCGUUUUUUAACUGUAAUUUUAGAUACGCUUGUCCGGACUUAACCAAUAAGCAAGGCAACUGGGUGAAGGCGAUUAGCGAGAGGUACUGUGAACAGAACAAUCAGUUUCAUUUUUUCAUCAACCAGGAGGGCGAGAUGUUCUAUGGGGUGAACGGCAAGACGAAGGGAUUGUUUUUGAGCGGCAUCGACACUUCUCGGCCGAUGUGGGUGGUCGUCGACGUCUACGGCAAUUGUACAGCCGUCGAGUUCGUCGAUACUUCGAACAUUCGCAUUGAUGACAGUAGCGAAAUGAACCAUCAUUCUGACUUGAGCAUGUGGAAGCGUGAUUUGGCUAAUGGCAUCGUAACCUGUAAGCCUUUGCCGGCACCUAGGACAAGUCUGGCCAAAGUUAUUUCACCAUCAGGCAUUUUCUUCGGCGUUGAACCUUCAGUGCGUGGAGGAUCGAACAUCGCUUCUAGCAGCUGCUCAAGCUCGCUUUCCCGUUACGGAGCUUCGCAGAACGAGGCAAAUGCAGAGACUGCUAGACGUUUUCAACCAGAAGGACAGACCCACUCGACAGUGGUAAAAAUAAAGCAGAGGCUGAAACCACCACCACCCCCUCAAAACGAGAGAAGGACUUUCUUUCCUCCUUUGUUCGUAGCAUCACCCGUCACUGCCUCUCAACCGUCUACUUCGUCUUCACCAUUGAACGCGUCCGCAACUUAUUCCUUCCCAGAAACCCGCUCUCAGUCUUCAUCGACUCUCGACUCGGCAGUUUUCUCCAAUUUCGAGGAAAGAGCGGUUACUUCCAGCGCAGAAACAAAUCUUUGUGAAAAUCUGCUCGGUUCGACGCUGAUUGGUCAAGAAAUGCUGAAACGGCAAUCGGCUAUUCACAAGCUUAUUUACAAUUCUGGUUUUGUUGUGUUGGGGAGCCAGUUUCACCCCCUCAAGUUCCACCACUUAACCGGUAAACACAUUACCCUCCAUGAAUACGGUACCGUGGCGACCAGAGACGAGGCGUACAACGACCACGGCUAUGUGUUCGUUCAGAGUCCGUUGGAAUUCAAUCAGACGGUCGUUAUACAGGUAUUAAACGUGCUAGAGAAUCGCGAUAGUGGCCUGUCUGUUGGUGUGACUUCUGCGAAUCCUGAUCGACUGAGGCAGGAGUGUCUACCAUUUGAUUCUGACCUGCUUCUUGACCGUCCUGAAUAUUGGGUAGUCAGCAAGGAAGUGAUUGGCAAGCCGAAGCUGCAUGAUGAGCUGGGUUUCUUUCUGAAUCGAUCAGGUAACUAUGAACAAAUGUUUUAUGUUACCACGCCGCGGUUACGUCAAGCAGCAACUUUAGGUGAGCUGGGCGUAGUUCGAAACCGUUUAGCGCCGCAUCUUAUCGCCCACGUCGACCAGACUCAGAAGCUUUGGCUGUUUUUCGAUCUAUACGGCAGCACUAGUUCUGUGAAACUGAUCGGUAAGUUUUCUGGUAAACUUUUCGCUAGUAUAAUCAUUGUUGUCAUAUGGUAA